UUUGUGUUGCGAUUUUGUAUCAGUAUUUGGGAUAACCCUGUCCCCUUGUGGUCAUAUGGGGCACUACAUCCGCUAUAACAAGGAGAAUAUUUUUGGCACAGUGACGCCCACAAGCACAGGUACUCUUUCCCCCUUUUUUUUCCGAGGCAGUCAAACAAAUCCAGCAGCCUGUCACUCGCUGCAAAUAACAUGCAAAGACACCAACGAUGGACUAAACUUGUGCAAAAAAGGCAGACGUUGCACUUAUUUGAGACUUUUUAGAGCGCAAGUAACAAUGGGACGAUUAGUGGCUGAGCUGCUUCUGCUGCUGCUCAUUUCCACAGGACAAGUUUAUGCAGUGUCAUUUAAUGGCAACAGCGCCCCCCAGCUGCAGACAGCGGAAGCUCUCUUGAAAACAUUGACAACGCAAAGUGAUGGCGACGACUCCAACGUCCUGUUAUUGAGAAGCCUCGAGGUUGCAGAAGGAAGUUGGGCACCGUUGGAGCCCAAGCAUAUCAAGGUGAAUUUUGAUUUUACAAAGUUGGGUUUGCAUCCAUCCGAGUUCAUGUUCCGGAUUGAGGAACGGGCAGUUCACGGCCAUCUGCAGCUUGACCCCAGUCCUGAAGAUCCCAAAGAGGGAGCAGUCCCAGUCCAGGGAGAGGAGACAGACUUGACCUUUAGCAUGCUUGACCUCUGGCAGGGUCGUGUGAUGUACGUUCAUAGCGGCUCAGAGGAUCUCCAUGACUACUUUACGUUCUCCAUCUUCUCAAGCUCCAACAAGAAGCUUCCUGCGUAUCUGAGGGAGCAUCACCUGUAUCGUUUUGACAUCAACAUCAGUCCUAUUAAUGAUGCGCCGGUUCUCAGCCUACCACGUGGAAAUAUUUUUAAUAUUCUUCAAAAUACCAAACGGCAGCUGACAAGAGAUAUGCUCAACGUAUCAGACCCUGAUAGCAGUCAAGCCGACUUGGUCUUCAACUCCAUGGGAAACUUUGUGGAGGCCGGACAUCUUGAACAUGAAGAUCACCCGGACAGGGUUAUUAAAGUGUUCUCCCUGCAUGAUCUGGAAGAGGGUAAGAUUAGCUUUGUCCACACGGGGGUGUCUACCUCCAGAAUGGCACUCAGGGUCAGCGAUGGUCAGAAGUUCAGCACGACAGUCAUUUUGAGGAUUGUUGCAGUGGAGCUUGAGUACAAACUGGUGAACCACACCGGACUGGAAGUGAACCAGGGCGGAACGUCGCUCAUCACCACCAAUCAUCUUGCAGUACAAAUUAAUGUUGCUGAUCAGCCUGUGGAGAUUUUCUAUCAUGUCACAGAGCUGCCCCAAUAUGGCGAGCUCCAACGUUUACACCAAAGUAGCAAAUGGAAACCAACGAAAUCCUUCUCUCAGAAACUUCUAGAACAAGAACAGAUCCGGUACGUCAGCACUUACCGUGGUAUCCAACCUCAGAACAUCACCGACGGGUUCCGAUGUAAUGUCAGCAUUGGGUCAUUUGCGACAGAAGAACUCGUGUUUCCGAUCGUGGUACGAUGGAUUCAUUUUAAGGUCACAAGAAGCAAGAUGGAGGUCAACGGUGUUCUCAAAGUUGUUGUCACUCCUGAAGACUUUCAUGUGAUUACCAAGGGGGUCAAAUUGAACGAGAGUGACCUUUAUUUCAGACUUCUAACAGAACCCAAGAAAGGUCAGCUAUUUCUCAUCGAUAAACUUCUAAAAAUUGACUCCAUUUUCAGCCAGAAGAAUAUCACAGAUGGCUUAGUGACGUACGAGUUGCUAGCUAAGUCUCCCGAUGACACGAGAGACAUUUGUAGCUUUCAGGUGAUUUCUACUCUCGCCAACUCAAGUCUGGACUUCCGAAUCCACAUCAGAGCCGAGUCAACUGACUUCACCGUCGUAAACAAAGGCAUGUUCGUUGUGGAAGGAGGAAGUAAAAUCAUUACGAAAAAUAUUCUCUUUACGAACAUCGCCAGUAACCGCGAGGUUCACUACAGCAUCACGGCGCAUCCGAGACACGGUCUACUGAGGAGAAUCGACCUCUCCAACUUGACCUCCAUAAAUGACAACAUCGUAGCUUUCACCAAUCAGGAUAUCAUCGAAGAAAGGAUGAUGUACGUCCACGAUGACAGCGAGACUAAAAAAGAUUAUUUUGCUUUUCAAAUUGUGGUCUACAAAGUCAAUGGCAGGAAGGAGGAAAGAAACACAGUCGAACACACCGUCAACAUCUCCAUCCAACUCAUCAAUGAUCAGCGGCCUGUUAGAGUUGUCGAUAAAGUUUUCCACGUGGCCCGAGAUGGACAGAGGUUGGUGACUUUGAGUGACCUCUGUUACCGGGAUGAUGACUCGGACUUUGAGGAUGAUCGCUUGGUGUACACCCGGAGAGGGAUUCCAAUGGGGGAGCUGGUCUUGGCCAGUGCGCCCAAUCACAAACUCUACGAGUUCACACAGCAAGAUCUCAAGCAGAAAAAUGUGCUAUUUGUACACAGUGGCGUGAGCUUUGGUCGUUUUGUCCUUUUUGUGUCAGAUGGGAAACAUUAUGUCUCUACCUUAAUGGAGGUGAAGGCCCAAGAUCCUUACCUGGAAGUGAGCAACAACACAGGCCUCAUGGUCCAGCAGGGUGGCAUAACAACUCUAACCUCAUACAAUAUCAGCGUCUUCAGUAACCUGGACAUACGAACUCCACAGCAAAUCACAUUUGAAGUUUUCCUUCCACCCAAACAUGGAGUCCUCCAAUUUAAGAAAAGUGAAGCAGCAGCAGCAGUGGCAGGUUCCGUUUCAUCAUUCACCCAGGAGGAUCUGGAGAUGAAGAACUUGAUGUAUCAGCAUGACGGCAGCCAUGAGUCAUCCGAUGGGUUUAAUAUCACUGCAAGAGCAAGGGAGAGACGUGGAAAGGGGCUGGCUGAUGAUUGGAGGAAGGAGGUCCAUCUGGACAUUGGGGUGCAGAUAAAAAUCUACCUUGAAAGUCAUCAGAGGCCUCCAACAGUCAUAAGGAAUCUUCCAGUGGUGGUGGACGAAGGGCACGAUGUUGCCUUGAGCAAGAACAAUUUAGAGGUAAGCCGGUCGGUCUUGGAAUUGCAAGAAACGUCAUUUUCAUCUAUUUAUCCUCAGGUGUUUCAUGAAGACAGCCAUCCUUCAGAGAUAGUCUUCACCAUCCAACAACCUCCAACCCUCGGAUUUAUCGAAAGGUCUUCGCUUCAGGAAAAGCGUCAACCAAAAAAUGGAAGACAUCGGCAUCUCUUCCAGGAAUUCAGACGACAGGCAACAACCUCUUUCACCCAGGAAGACAUCGACCAGGGUUUGGUCAUCUAUCGUCAGAGGACUACGGGAAGGAGCAGUAGUAACGACUCUGUUCUGUUGGAGGCCACCAAUGGCCUCACCAAAGUUGGGCCAAUUCAACUGGAGAUUGAUAUUAUUCCCAAACGUCUCCCACUGAAGGUGUCUGACCUGAUCUUGGAUGAGGGGUCCUCUCUGACGAUCACACCUGACAUCAUCACGAUAGACAGUCAUCACUUCUCAGGGAUGAAUUUCCUCUAUCAAAUCAUCGUUCCUCCACGACACGGUCACUUGGAGCACAGUCGGAUCCCAGGGAUGCCCAUCUCGGCAUUCACGCACACUGAGGUGGAACGUGAAUAUAUUUCUUAUAUCCAUGAUGGGAGUGAUACAGUGAGAGACAAUUUCACCAUCAUGGCCAACCAGACGGAAAACCAGAAGCACAGUCUUCCACGUGUUGUCCACAUCAAUGUCACGUCUGUCAAUGAUGAGACACCUGUUGUUAUAAACAACCAAGGCCUGAAGGUUUGGGUGGGUUCUGUGACCGAAAUCUCUGCGGAUGAUCUAAGUGCGGAGGACUCAGACACUCCACCCGAGUUGCUCGAGUUCAUCAUCACACCGCCCAGUAACGGCUAUCUAGCUCUGAGGAGUUCCCUGUCCAAACACAUCUUGAACUUCACACAGAGUCAUAUUCAAAAUGGCCAGCUGGUCUUUGUGCACAGUGGUGCUUUAUCCGGAGGUUUCCAUUUCCAAGUUAAUGAUGGCGUGAACUUUGCCCCUCGCCAGAUCUUCAGCACGACAGCUCAUUCCCUCGUUCUAACACUACAAAGAAACCAUCCCAUUGAGGUGUACCGAGGUUCAUUGACCCCAAUUUCUGAGCAAAACCUUCAGGUGGUGACCAACGAACCCAAUGACAUCGGAAGACACCACACAGUGGAGUUUACCGUGACCGUUCCCCCAAAACUUGGCCGCUUGGUCCGUCAUAUGCUAGACAACUCUACUCGGGACAUUUCUACAUUCACACAAAGCAUGGUGAACUCGGGGAUUAUUUUGUAUGAUCAGAACAAACCGGUUUCAGCGGGAUGGUUGGCUGAAGACACAUUUUCUUUCACUGUAUCUUCUCCUCCUGCUUUCCUGCCACCAACCACCUUCACACUCUUGAUCUCCAAUCAGCCAAACAAUCGUCACAAUCAUCACCAUGAGAGCAAACUCUCCAACAAUGCAGGUGCUGUGGUGUCAGAGGGCGGCAGGGUUACAAUUGACAAAUCGAAACUCGAUGCAUCGAAUCUCCUGGAGAAAGUACCCAAGCCAAUCCAGAAAGACUACCAUGUCAUCUACCGGGUUAUUUCCUUGCCGCACCACGGCGCUUUGUCCAUCCAAGGACGCAACCUCACUAGGGGGCAACCAAAUUUCUCUCAGCUGGCUCUAAACGAGUUUGGCGUGACAUACAUCCAUGAUGACUCUGAGACCACAAGCGACAGUUUCACUUUCCAAGCCCGGGUGGCCCCUCUGGAUGCCUCCCCGUCUUUACCUCCGUCUCACUUAUCCGAUUCCUCCUCGUUGCCGUUCUAUUCGGCCUCGUCCUCCCUUCCGUCGGUAGACUUUGUGCCUGAUCGCCACGUCGAGGACAGCCUGACAAUCACGAAGACUUUUAACAUCACGGUGACACCGGUGAAUGACCAGCCGCCAUUGACUAGCAACAGAUCCCCGAGUAUAAAAGUCGUCGUUGGGGAAAGAGUCGUUCUCGGACCGGACAGUCUUCAGGUUGAAGAUCACGACACCCCUCCAGAGGAGCUCCAUUACCUAGUGAUUAGCAAGCCCAACAACGGCUACCUGACGCUGGGCGAAAGACCAGAACCGGUGACAUCGUUCACCCAGUAUGACGUCAACCACGGUCGGCUACAUUUUACACAGCAGGGUGAGCCAUCAACUGGAAUGUUCUACUUUAACGUCACUGACGGACACCAUCGUCCACUCUACAAAAUUUUCAGUUUGGAGGUGAUCAAGCCUUCUGUUUUCAUUGUGAACAACACCGGCCUAUCGUUAGUUCAAGGCAGGACGGCGGUGAUCCUGACGACCAAUCAGCUGGCAGCUCAAACAAACAGUCACAACCAGGCCAACAUUACCUACACGGUCACCACGCACCCUCAUCACGGACGCAUCGCUAUAAACGAUCAAGAAGUCAAGACCUUCUUCCACGAGGAUCUGCAAUAUGGCCGUGUGGUCUAUCACAUGACUGAUCUCAGCGAAUCGGAGGACAGCUUUCAGAUCUCCGUGUCGGCCUCGGCGCCGGGUGUCGAAUAUGGAAACGUGAGCGCCCAGACGGUGAAGGUAGUCGUGCGGCCUCUCAUCUAUCUGCGAGAACCUGUGAGAGUCCCCAGCGGCAUUGCUGUCAAACUGGGGAAAGCCAUGAUGGAUGCCUCCGAGCUGGCGAGAAUCAGCAGAGCCAAUCCGGUCUUUGAGGUUCUGUCCCCACCCAAACAUGGAAAGCUAGUCAAGAUGACAUAUGGCCCCAACAGAGCCCCAGAAGUCUUAAAGUCGUUUACUUUCCGCGACGUGGUUCAAGGACGCGUCGCCAUCGAGGAGACGUUGAGCGACAGCCCGCUACCCAAUAACAAAUCCUCGCUCGCGACGUCGCAGGGCCACGCCCCCGCCACGCCUCGCAACGAUUCUUUCGUCUUCCUGCUGAAGGCCGGAAAUGUUCAGCCGGCCAAAGGUGAGCUUCACUUCACCAUCUUACCUCACCACCAAAUGCAUCACGGCCCGCCUGGGUUGAAAAACACGGAUAGUGUGAGUAGUGAACACAAGAUGACGUUGCUAACCACAAGGAAUAAGACAACCACUGGAGGGGGGAGAGGAAUGGCGGGGAAGGAAACCCCCAUGUCCAGCGGGGUGGAAAUGGAUUUGCAUCCUCACAUCCUGAUACACAAGAACCACAACAAGACCCACCACAAGCCGAGACCUCACCACCGCACGGCAAAUCACACGCGGAGUCACGCCAAAAGUGGCGUGGAUGAAGCAAUGUGGCGACGGGAAUCCCCCCCGCAACCUCGCCCCCCCUCCGAGCCAGAACACGCUCUGGCGAAGCCUCCUGACACCCGUCCGGUUCACGUGGAGGUCCUCCCUCGACCCUCCUCGGACCCUCUGCUCAUCAUCCUGCCACUUCUGGCUUGUUUACUCCUCAUUGUCAUCCUCGUGGUGUUGAUCCUGGUGUUCCGACACCAAAAGGAGAAGCAGGCUCGAAUGCGACUUCUUCAGGAGCUGGCCGCCGUGCAGUUACCCGCCGAGGGGAGCCCAGACUCGGGCCGGUCGGAGCGAAGCAUGGCUGCGCCGUCCGUGGUGGUCACCCCGCUUGGUGCUGCCAGCUGUCCCGUGUCACCGAGGGUACCGGAAGGCCCCAGGAGGCGGAGUCUGGCCCCUGGAAUGACCUUCUGGGGGCCAUUUGAUACUGAGGCUACAAGCAGUGAUGAACAUUUGAGAACUUGGCAAAGUAAUGAAAGAGUUAUUAGCAGAAAUUCAUUACCGGCCAUGUCUGUCGAAUUCAAGACCUCUCGCAGAGCCAAAUCCCCCAUACCGACGCUUCAAGGCAACCAGUAUUGGGUUUGAUUGACAUUUGGUAUUUUGAGGGAACAAUUCCUGUUUUGCUUAAAAAAUCGCAUAAUUGCUUUUUAUGUGCUCAGGUCAAAGCCUUGUCGAAGAUAAAAGUUUGCUUUGCUGCAUUUUUUGUGCCAAGGAACCACAGCAUGUUGAAGAAAGGGGAGGAGCUUAAUUUACAACCACAAUAAUGAACGUGAUGGAAUGAUGUAUUUAUUUGUUCUCAAGCAGGUUUAUUUUAUUCGCCAUAUAGAAACAGAAAUACUGAGUGUAGUCAAAUGUAGCAAUAUAAUUCUAUUUUUUAAAUAGUCCCAAUAUGCAGUAAUGUAAAUACUGACUUUUGUUUUGCUUUUGCUUGAUUUUCUUUGAUAAGCUCUCACGUGACUGCUCGUUGAACUGCUUUCACCCAUGCACAAUGUUAACUUUCUUUCCUUUUCUUCCUGCUCGCAUCUUACUACGCACUGUAAAAGAUUUAUUUUUCAAUAAAAAGAUAUUUUU
This is a messenger RNA of Syngnathus acus (greater pipefish), 7333 nucleotides long. RefSeq names its product chondroitin sulfate proteoglycan 4-like. The record is from RefSeq and is a predicted model, not a curated record. NCBI's taxonomy places the organism in Eukaryota, Metazoa, Chordata, Actinopteri, Syngnathiformes, Syngnathidae. The transcript has 20 exons. Bases 56 to 6847 code for a protein of 2263 amino acids.